GCGCAUGCGCGGUGGGCCUGUCAUGGCUCCGCAGCAACAGGUUGCCCAGGAUAUCGCUGUAGCCGCCGUCACCGCCGCUGCUGCCCGCCCGCCCGCCCGCUAGGGCCCAGCACAGCCCAGGCCUCGCCUCGCCACCACACCACAGCCUAGUCUAGGCCAGGCCUCGCCUCCCGCUGCCAGCCGCGCCGCGCUGGACCAGGACCAGGGCCGGGGCGAGGAGCGGCGCCGGUGCGGACUGUGGACAUGGUGCGGGGCGGCGCGGCGCGGCGGGGAGGUCGGCCUACUGCAGGAAUCUUGAUGAAGGUUUACGACAUUGACCUCAUGCAUCUAUAGUGCUGGCGUGACUCACUAGCAUGUUCCAUCACCACUGUAGAAGAAAUCCAGAACUGCAGCAAGAACUGCAAAUCCAAAAUGCUGUGGCAGCUGGCGAUGUUCAUAUAGUGCGCAAGAUGUUGGAGCAAGGCUAUUCUCCUAAUGGUCGAGAUGCUAACGGAUGGACACUACUGCACUUCUCUGCAGCCAGAGGCAAGGAACGUUGUGUUCGAGUCUUCUUAGAGCACGGAGCUGACCCCACUGUUAAAGAUCUAAUUGGAGGCUUCACUGCUCUGCAUUAUGCAGCCAUGCAUGGUCGAGCAAGGAUAGCACGCUUGAUGUUGGAAUCGGAACACAGACCUGAUAUAAUUAAUGCUAAAAGCAAUGAUGGGUGGACCCCUCUCCAUGUGGCUGCCCAUUAUGGCAGAGACUCGUUCGUCAAACUUUUGCUGGAGUUUAAAGCUGAAGUUGACCCUCUCAGCGACAAAGGCACUACCCCACUUCAGCUGGCCAUUAUCAGAGAACGUUCAAGCUGUGUCAAGAUUCUUUUGGACCACAAUGCCAAUAUUGAUAUUCAGAAUGGUUUCCUCUUGCGAUAUGCGGUGAUCAAAAGCAACCACUCUUACUGUCGAAUGUUCCUUCAAAGAGGGGCCGACACAAAUCUCGGGCGGUUGGAGGACGGACAAACCCCGUUACAUUUAUCUGCGCUGAAAGAUGAUGUGCUUUGUGCAAGGAUGUUACAUAACUAUGGUGCAGAUUGUAAUACCAGGAACUAUGAGGGACAGACCCCUCUAACUGUCUCUGUAAGUCUAUCUGGAACUAGCAGACCCUGCCUGGAUUUCUUGCAGGAAGUUACAAGACAGCCUAGAAAUUUACAGGAUCUGUGCCGAAUUAAAAUCCGACAAUGUAUAGGCUUGCAGAAUUUGAAAGGACUGGAGGCACUCCCUCUUGCAAAAGUCAUGAAAGACUAUUUGAAGCACAAGUUUGAUGACAUCUGAAUGUAAAAAGUUGAAGUCUUGAGAGAUUGUAGUAGGCAUGGCCUUGCCCCAAGUACAUUCUAUGCAAUUCCCAAUUUGAUGACAUUUAAAGUCAAUGCGGGCGUCCGUACCUCUCUCAACUUGUCAUAAUAGAUCCACUCCAGGAGAACCUCUGAUCACUUCUAAACAAAAGUUCUAAACUAACAUACUUAACUGUUUAAGUUGGCUAUGUUCAUUAUUUCCUCACUCCCAAUUUAACCUUUUCAACAAAUGCUUAUUAUUUUAAUGCUGAGAUGAUAGAAUUUACUCAACUGGAACAGGUGACAUUUGAAUGAUAGAGGUCAUGAAAUUAAAAAAAUAAGUUUUGCUAAAUUUUUGGUGCACCUGCAAGUUUCUAUCAUAUUGAUCUAAAUCAAAUUUGAGAUCUAAAGCAGAGGUGGAAUAAAGGUCAUUCAGCAUCUGCAUUAAAAAUGUACAUGACAUUUGUUGAGAAAAAGAUAAAAUUGAGAGGGAAAUCAACAAACUUGAGGAAAUAGUGCAUUGAAUGAUGCAUCAGAUCAUUUCUCAUUCAAAAAAAAACUUGAAGGCUGCAUCAAUAACUGAGGCAGUUGGGAAGCUAAGGAAAAAGUUAUGAAAGGUAUCACUUGACCAAGAUAAUCUGCUUCAUCAUCCAACCAUAUUAUUCUCUUUGCCCUUCCCUUCUAUCCUCAACCCUACCUUUAGUAUUGAAAUGUUUUAUUCCAUUCAUUUGUUUUCUGUUCUUUAAAAAUGGAGCUCAAAUUGUUGCAGUGCGCUUUCCACAGAUGCACACUGCCAUGGUAUGUCUUCUGUUACUAUAACAGAUUAUUGUUUUGACAUAAGCAAAAAAAUUAAAGGUGCCAUUGCAAUUUGAAGUUUUAUUGCAAUACUUUCCAUACCUUUUUUCUUUUAGACUGAUCCCAAAACUGCUUAUGUUCUUCACUUCUCUGUUAUAAAGUGUGUGCUUUAGCAUUACUGGUCACGUGCUGGAAUACGGUAGAAUAUUGAGGGAUGACACGUGAGUGUAUCAUAACCAGAUUCUCAUAUAAUAAAUAUGUCUUCACUCAGUGUUGUUCUGUCCUUAGUGCCCUCUCAUCAGUUUGUGCUGUUAUCUAGUCUACCUGUAUCUUUACCCUCAAGUCACGAUGCACUGGAAUUGGCUCCUCCACUUAUGUCCAUGACGGGGACUCAUUAACUUGACCUACAUUGUAGGGUCGCCUUUUCCAUCAUUUAUCAUAUUUAAUUUUACUCUGAUAUGAUGUAAGCAUCCAGUUCAUUCUUUUAGUUUCCCAAGCAUAUGGCCACCUGGGGUUGUUUCAGCACUAAAGACAGAGGUGUCAGUGGAUAGUAUCACCUGUGUGUCUGCCCAGUCAUAUUUGUACCUACAAGGGAUGUUUCAGAAAAAUAAAUCCUUAAAUCAUACAACUUGUUAAUGCAUGUUGUCCAGUCUAAAAUUAGAUGUUACCAUAUUUUUCACGUCAAAUUCUCAGCAGAACAAGUGUGAGUGUUUCUCAUUUAAAAUUCUGAACAGAGCCUGGAUAUUGGAUUUCUAACUAAAUUAAAUUAUAAACUGUUGUAAAGAAUUAUAAUUUAAUAUUUGAUUGCUUUUAAAUGAAACACUUUUAAAUGUACACCCUGCUUAUAGUUUGUCUUGUCGUUUUUAUAGAGGGGAAUAAUGUUCUUCAUGUUAACAUGAAUGAUGUCCCUGGGUAGCAGGGAAUGGCUCAGACUGGUGUUGAAUGUUCAGCACUUCAAUGGUAAAUGGUUGGGAAUCCAAGCCUUACGAGACGAUUGAUGGGCCCUGAUCUAUUCUUUGCCCUAUUUCUCCUUUGCCUCUACACACACUAAUGAGCAGGAACAUUGGGGCUUGUAAACACAGAGAAAAUAAGACCAAGGUUUUCUCCCUGCGUGCCAGAAUAUUGAAAACAAUGAUGCUAGUACUACAGCUGGCACUGAGCAAAUGGCCCUGUUUGUUGUUGACUUGUUGCGUUGUUCCCAUCUAUAGGAAAGUUGUUCACUUGUGAAGUAAGGAGUUUUACCUGGUGAGGGAACUGGACUGUUUCUCAGCAAAGGUCUUAGGAACAGAAGUCACUGAUGCACCACUUCCCUCCUUGAUCUUUCCUCAAUGUACCCCCAGCCUAAGUAAAGUAAAUAGACAAUAAGCAGUGGGAUCCACUCAGUUUCCACACUCGGUAAAAUCGCUAGGAAUCAAAAGGAAAGGUAAGAAUAUGCUUUAGCCACCGAGACACGAGAGAUUCAUUCUAGUUUUUGUUUGCAGGUUUUGUGGUUUGAGUCUAUUUUAUAGCAGGUGGGGAUGUUAGUUCAACUAGGAGUGUUCAAAGUUACUACCAUCAGUAUGCUCCCUUUCUGACUUGGGUGGAAACAGGACUAGAGGCAGUGGCUGCAUGUUUGCAUGUCCCAUACUGUAACAUUCUUAUUUACAAAUGUAAAUAAGUUUCAAAGACCCAUGCUUGUUUUCACAUCAGUGGCAAUGUAACGUGUUCCACUAAAGAAGUUAGUGACUGAUUGAUUCAGUUGAGUAUGAUGCCUUUGCAAAACGCAAGAAGUAAAACUAUAAUUAAGUGUCUACAUGUUGGAACACUGGCACUGAUGUUGUACGAAACACUGGUGUUUACUUUGCAAAUAUGAAAUGCCUUAUACAGUGCAACUAACACUGGUCUAACACUGGAUUGCUCUCACUGCAAUGACAUAUCAAAUUAAAGAAAUAACGAGGAGAAUGUCGGAGCUUCAGCAUUCUAGAAAUCAUCAUUUUUAAUUUUCUCACCUUAAAGAAAUAAAUUUAUAAUAAUUGAAGCUUGAGCUGUUUCUGGCUUUUUUUCAGGUAACACUGUAUUUGAUAGGAAUACAGGACUCAGGAGCAUUUAACUGCAUAUAAUCCUCUUAUGAGUUUUGGUGGUGGCUCAUCUAUAUUUUGCCUUGACCCCUUGACCCCUUGGCACUAAAACGUUUUUCUUCUUCCGCUAGCAGUUUGUUCACUGCUGAUCCUAAAUGUUAUAAUGGUGGGCUGUGAAACUAGUGAUGUACAGGGUUUAUAUGAUCCCAAGAAGUAUGAUGUAGUGAGAGUUUAUUGAGAUGUCAAGGUAUAUUGGGGAACUACUGUCUUGAAAACUCAAACUAUUUUGCUUUAACUGUAACAAUCAAAAGGAGAUUCAGUAAGAGGCCUUUGGAAUAUUUAAAAAAACGAAUUGGGGAGAAACAGCUUUGAUGACCAAAUGUUAUUCUGCAUCAUUUCUAGACUUGAUGGGUUGGGAUCCAAUCCUUCAGUAAAUACAGAAAUGUAUGAACAAUUUGUUUGUGGACAAAUGCUAUGAUGCAUAGGGUCAUAGAUUUUUUUUUAAUGUUUUUUUUGUACGUUUUCUUCUUAACUUGAAAUACCAAAGAGAAACAAAUCUUCAAGAAUUCAUUGGAUGAAUUUUUUUGUACAGUUUUAUAACUGGUAAUGUACCAACGGAACUAUUUAAUGUUUGAAGAAAUGGACCACUAAUUUUUGUAAAUGUUUUGUGUUCUAAAUGUAAAAAGAUUAAUACAUUUUUGGAGUAUUUAAAGGACGCAAUUCAAUAAAAUAUUUAAGUGUUAUGUUA
Amblyraja radiata (thorny skate) is the source of this 4909-nucleotide messenger RNA. It is a transcript of the gene asb7, whose product is annotated as ankyrin repeat and SOCS box containing 7. Bases 354 to 1310 code for a protein of 318 amino acids. Gene Ontology annotation, molecular function: protein binding. Gene Ontology annotation, biological process: intracellular signal transduction. The record is from RefSeq and is a predicted model, not a curated record. Lineage: Eukaryota; Metazoa; Chordata; Chondrichthyes; Rajiformes; Rajidae. The transcript has 4 exons.